UGUUCCUAAACACGUCAACAUCGCGCAGUUGGCACUUGUAAAUUGUAAUUGUGACUACGUGUAUUGUAGCACUCUGUUGUGUUUAGGUUAUUAGUGUAGAGUUUAAUUUUCUAACUUUUAAAAAUGGUUAACAGUCAACGAAUGCGCAUUGCUAAUGAAAAGGCAAGCAAAAACGUUACUCAACGAGGGAAUGUCCCUAAAACAUCCAAAGCUCAAGAUGAAAAGUAUGCAGUUGGACCAUGGCUGCUAGGAUUGUUCAUCUUUGUUGUCUGUGGAUCUGCUGUGUUCCAGUUGAUACAGAGUAUCAGAUUUGGAUGAAGAAAUAAAACAAAAUUUAUAUUCCAGAAA
Messenger RNA from Argiope bruennichi, 348 nucleotides. Its product is annotated as stress-associated endoplasmic reticulum protein 2-like. The coding region runs from base 124 to 318 and encodes 64 amino acids. Gene Ontology annotation, cellular component: endoplasmic reticulum. NCBI's taxonomy places the organism in Eukaryota, Metazoa, Arthropoda, Arachnida, Araneae, Araneidae. Gene Ontology annotation, biological process: endoplasmic reticulum unfolded protein response. The record is from RefSeq and is a predicted model, not a curated record. The transcript has 3 exons.